Kwoniella botswanensis is the source of this 2484-nucleotide messenger RNA. RefSeq lists its product as uncharacterized. Gene Ontology annotation, cellular component: nucleus; CAF-1 complex. The transcript is spliced from 8 exons. Gene Ontology annotation, biological process: DNA replication-dependent chromatin assembly; nucleosome assembly. Lineage: Eukaryota; Fungi; Basidiomycota; Tremellomycetes; Tremellales; Cryptococcaceae. Gene Ontology annotation, molecular function: protein binding. The record is from RefSeq and is a predicted model, not a curated record. The coding region runs from base 1 to 2484 and encodes 827 amino acids.
AUGAGACCCAAGGUAUUAGAAAUAUCCUGGCACGAGACCCAAGCUGUCUAUUCAUGCGAUUUCCAACCUCUCCCUUCUACCCAACUUAAAAGGUUGUUAGCAGCUUCGACAAGUCAAAGUGAGAAUGAAGAACAAAGUGCUAGUACAAGCACGAGUACGAGUGCUGGUGCAGCGGUGGGAACGGUGAGGCAAUAUAGGUUGGCUACUGCUGGUGGGGAUUCGAAGGUUCGACUAUGGAUGAUCCACCCUAACAUCCCUUCCAUAUCAUCAUUACAACAUACCGCAUUGACAGGACAGGAGAUCACACCCCAUCCACCAAGAGUAGAAUACCUCACUACGCUGUCGAAACAUACUGCUGCGGUCAAUGUGGUGAGGUUUAGUCCGAAUGGUCAGACGCUGGCUUCGGCCGGUGAUGACGGAAACGUUAUCCUUUGGGUACCUUCAGAUAGACCCGUGGUGUCUUUCGGUGAGAACCCGGAUGAUGUACAGGACAAAGAACAUUGGAGAUUACAGAAGAUGUUACAAGUGACGACAAAGCACGUAUAUGAUCUGUCUUGGUCACCGGAUGGGGAAUUCUUCAUAGCUGGAUCGACUGAUAACACCGCCACUAUUUGGAAAGCUGCUACAGGUGAAUGUGUGUUUGCUCUGCGAGAGCAUACACACAACGUACAGGGUGUAUCUUGGGAUCCGUUGAACGAGUAUAUCGCUACUCAAAGCAGUGAUCGUUCCGUUCACGUCAACACGUUCGCAAUCCGGAACAACAUCCCAGAUGUUCAUCCCGUUUCUCGAGCGACGCGGAUGGAGAUUCGUCAUUCUCGUACGCCAUCUAUACCCUCUAGCACACGACCAAAUCUUGCCAGAAGAGCAUCUACCACUUCAGAAACGGGAUCAGUGAUCACGACAACCUCUGAAUAUCCUGAACAAACACCUCUUCGUCACACUUCGGUCUCAGGUGCACCAGCUACGCCCAACGCAUCGGUGCCUUCGACGCCUCAAGCCGCGGCCAUGAACCCACCACUCACCUCUAACCGACCUGGAUCCAGACGAUCAUCAUUCUCGGGCUCACAAGCUGCUGCCUCACCAUCACUUAGUGCAGCUGCGUUCCCAGGUCGAGGUAGAUCCCCAUCACCUAUUCCACCUUUACCUGCUAUCAGGGCACCACCCACAUCAACAUCUGCAAUCAUGCAAAGACUCUAUGGUGAAGAGGGAGUCACAAGAUUCUUCCGUCGAUUGACGUUCUCGCCUGAUGGUAGUCUACUCCUUACCCCUGCUGGACAAAUCGAAGAUCAGAUUUUCAAGGGUUCACCAAUGCUAUCCACGCGAUCACUAUCUCAAGAUACACUCGACAGAGAGCCGACUUCCACUUCAGCCGGUCCAUCCUCUGUACCAAAACCCAAGAAUGUUGAUAAUGGGAAACCCACUGUGUACAUUUACUCAAGAUCGAAUUUGGCAAAAUCACCUGUAGCUCAUCUACCAGGACAUAAAACUGCUGCUGUCGCUAUCCGAUUCUCGCCGAUUUUUUUAGAUCUACGUACUUCGUCUUCAUCCUCGUUUAAUACGGGUGAACCGAAACAUAUCACUUUGGACAGGAGUGACCCAUCCCCUAUCAACGUGUCUCUAUCUAUGCCUCCUCCACCUGCACCUCAAGGGGAGAAAGAGAAGGACAAACCACUAGGGAGUGUCUUCGCUUUGCCUUACAGGUUGCUAUACGCUGUAGCGUGUCAGGAUUCAGUAUUGUUGUAUGAUACGCAGCAAGCUAGGCCGAUCGCCAUUUUCAAGGGAUUACAUUAUGCUGGAUUUACCGAUAUUGCUUGGUCCCCGGAUGGACAAACUCUCAUACUUUCCUCUUCGGAUGGAUACUGCUCCGUUGUAGUAUUCGAUCUCAACGAAUUAGGUACCGUCCACCCUACCCAACAACAUCAUCGACAAUUGGCUGCUAUCGCUCAAUCUCACUCUUCUUCCUCUACUUUAUCGCAUACUAUGCCUACCCCGAUUUCCCACAGGGAGACCAGUUCGGCCAACGCCACUCCCACACCUGUACCGCACUCUCCGGCAGUCAGUGUAGCCAGACAUUCACCUGCUCCGGUAUUUGGCAGUAGGAGUGAAAGAGAGGGAUCCACAGCGAGUAGUAUACCCGCUGCACCGGUUUUCGUACCUACUGUCAACCCCAGUGCAGGACCUGGCGUCGCAUCGAGUGUAGCCAGUGCUAGUUCCUUUGAGGGCGUUUCUCUACCUACUCCAUCGGAUGAGGCGGAUACGUUCUCUUUUGGACGCAAUAGAACGUUGUCGAUGACGGGAAGUGAAAGUUCAAAUACGGGAUUGGGACUUGGUGUAGGUGUAGGUGUGGAAGAAAGUGGAUUGAAGAGAUCUGCGAGUACAAGUGGUAAUGAGAUGAGUCAACAGCAGGAGGGACAGGCGGAAGGACAACCGAAAAAGAAGAGGAGAAUAGCGCUGACUCAUUUGGGAGAUGAUGUUGGGCAGUAG